Molecule: messenger RNA, 3537 nt
Organism: Hymenoscyphus albidus
Lineage: Eukaryota; Fungi; Ascomycota; Leotiomycetes; Helotiales; Helotiaceae
Source: the annotation of a GenBank genome assembly
CAAACACCAUUAAACACUCCACCAAACACUCCACAAUUUGUCAUUCACCUUCAAUCAAUUACUAUGGAAUCUCGAAUCGAUAUACCAUUUGCCCAGCCCUGGGUAAAUAAUUUUGAUGAUUUAGAAGACUUAGAGUGGCAAUUUGAGAAUAGAAGGGUGUACGAAGAACGAGAGGUGGUUGACGAGGAGAUUCCAGAGGUAAUCACUUUCUUAAUGUAUCCCGAAUACAUUACUAAUAUAUUAAGAUUGGAACUACUACAAUCUCUAGUAGUAUCUCUAGAAAUCCAACACGAGUUACAGAAGUACUCUUUACAGAAGACUUGCCUGAGUAUCCUCAAACAUCUAUCAAUGGUGUAGCGUAUGUGAUUAAUGUAUCAAAUAUGACCAAGGAGCAAAUAGAUCUUCUGUGCCAGAAUGUAAGCACUCCUUAAUGUAUUAAUAAUAUAUACCUAAUGUAUUAUAGGUUCAGUACUGUUAUAAGCGUUCUCACCCAACCAAGGAAUGUCAUUCAAGUAUUUUGAAUGGUGCACAUUGCCAAAGAUUCUCUUACAUAUGUACUGGCGCUACUCAUUGUGAAUAUCUUGACGCUACAAUUCUACAAAUGCAGCAUACAAAAUUAGAAGAUCAAGAUUGGCAACAAAUAAUUGAAAGACGAAAGUCUGUUGCUAUGUCAAACAAGAAGAGAGAAGCAAACAGGUAAUAUAUUAUACUAAUAUUGUUAAUAUAUUAUAAAACUAAAGUCAAUUAUCUAGUUUAUUCUUAGCUGUUCAGCUCCAAUUUCAAACAAACAAAGCUUGCAGAGAUCAGCAAGAUAGUUGUACCUAUCAAUUAUCAUCAUCACCUGUCCCAGUAACUAUACUCCUACAAUGUAUUUCAAAUAUAUUACUAAUAUAUUAGACGAUUUCUGGUGAUUUCCAGCACUGCUUCCGCUGUAUCCAUUCAUCGCCUGGGAAUAAACACUACUUUCGUCCUAUUCCUGCUAGUCUUGUCUCAGAAGUGGAUUUCUUAAGAGAGCGUGCUCUAUCUACUUUUGAGGUAGAGAAAGAGAUAUGUGUAGUAAUUGAGCAGAAUAGUACACGCCGGCAACAUUGUGGUAGAGCUUCUGAAUAAUAUACUCUUAAUGUAUUACUAAUAGAAUAUAGGAAUUGACCAUAUCCAAGGGCGCGGUUUACUUGUUCGACGUAGCUGUGAAGUUAGUUUUCGAUUAUUCCGGCCAUUUAAUCUUCAAGAGUGUCCUUAUAUUAUUUGGACAUCUCAUGGUACUCAUGUCCACCCUCCUCCACCACCCUCACGAACGCCACAAGAGCUUGUAUCUAGCUUGAUAUCUGUUAUCCAGCGGAUUAACGACCCCUCAUUAACCACUGGUAAUAUUUUAUUUAUACACUUUGAAUAUAUUACUAAUAUAUUAUAGCUUCUUUGCUCAAGAAUCCCGAAGUAGCAUCCUUUUGCUCAAGAUUCCAGAAAAAAACAUUAAGUGAGGUACAUAUGAGUCUAGGAAAUUCAGAUAAGCUUAGUUUGAUAUUACGAAAGCAGCAGAUGCUUUUAUAUCCUCAUGGACAACAAAUUGCUGGAUUACAGCAUGAAUAUCAAAUGAACCAUCAAGAUAAGGAAACCUCGGUAAGUAGUCUGUAAAUGUAUUAGGAAUGUAUUACUAAUAUAUAUAUAGAGUAUAUUCAACAUAUCCACGUUGAUACUUCUAAUUUUAUGGCUAUUUGUUGCUUUAAAGAAGCAACAAAAAUCUUAGCUACUCUUGAGUCAUUUGAGGUAGAUAUGAGCUUCAAGCGAGUUCAAAGCUCGGAUAUUAAUGAGGUUGUGUUUGCAGCUUUUAUCCCACAGCUAAAUAAAAGUAGUAUACCUAUAAUAGAUGUGGAAUACAUUACUAAUGUAUUGUUAUUUAGUCAUGACGUUUGUUCGAGUAUAUGUCAACCAGCAAAGCACAGAAAUGUAUACGACGUUAUUUAGAGAGGUUUUCCGUAUUAUUACUUUACAAGUUGGCCACGAGAUAAAGUGGCAACACCUUCAUAAAACUGGUUUUGGGUGUAUUGUUAUGGAUAUGGACUCGAGUCAAAUGAGUGGUAAGAAAUCUAUAUUAUAUUAAGAAUGUAUUACUAACAUGAUAGGUUUUGGACGAUAUCUCGCUGAAGUAGAUGUACUCAAUCGGUCAUGGCAGUGGCAUGUUAAACAGGCUAUAAUCUACUGUACAAUCCACUUUAAAAGAGGGAUUUUACGAGCUGCAGGUACAGGCACUUCUAGUACUGAAUUACAUAAACGCAUGGAGCAGCUUCUCUAUACUAAGUCAAGAGAGGAGUACUUUGAGUUAUGCGAUUUGCUUAUUGGUAAGUAUUUUUAUAAUAUAUUAGGAAUACAUUACUAACGUAUUAGACUCUGAGUAUAGCUCUAAGCAAGUUGUAGACUGGACAAAGCAUAAGCAGCAUGAAUGUAUUGCUUCAGGUAUCAACCCACAUUGCACUGGGAUACAAAAUGAACUAUUCGAACGUACUAGACGACAUACAAAUGCUGUCGAACAAACACAUUUCAAGAGUAAUUCUCUUGGAAAGCGUUUGUCUCUGUUAAAAGCAGUCAAGUAGUAAGUUAAUAUAAAUUAGACUCUAUGUAUUAGAAGUUACUAAAAAUAUAUUAGUGGGGAACUCCUGUAUCGACGUGAUAUGAACCAAUAUAAAGGGAAAGUUGAGCAUGGAGUCAAUCACACAUGGCGAUCUAAUGCAUUAUCUGCUCGAUUUGCAAUAUCUGAGGCCAAGGAAAGUAAGUAUAGUUAUAUAUUAUUCUGAGUAGCUGUGAGAGGCCAGACCUCGAAUAGCUCAAAGGUGUGGUUUCGAAUAUUCAAUUAAGAAGUGCAUGAAGACUACAUACAUGCAAUCUCUUCCUCUAUAUAUAGAGAGAGGAAGAGUUUCUGGAGUCUUCCAAAAAACUGUUUGACAAAUACGUGACGUCAAAAGAAUAGAGUAGAAAAGUGUAGAAAAGGAGAAACCAAUUUAGCAGUGGAGCAAUAGCCAAUGCUGAGCGGGGACUUUGGUCAGUGCUUAGCGAGGGCAUGGCCCGAGCCUCCAUCAUGGGUUCCAACCCUCACAGUAGCAUUGACAAUACAUUACUAAUAUAUUAUAGGACGGAAACGCCGUCAAGAGGAAGCAUUUACUAAUGAAGACAAUAAUGAUAAUAUAGAUUUUUUAUCAAAUGCAUCAUCGUCAGGAUACUCUCGGAGCUCUAGCCGUUCUAGUUCAAGAUCACGAGGGACAAGAAGAGUUAGGUAACUGCUUAAUAUAUUCGCAAUAUAACUAUUCUAAAUACAUUACUAAUAUAUCUAGUCACCGGGCUCAGACGCCUAUACGGCGAGCACUAUCGCAAGCUGCUUUAAAUUCCGAUACUACAAUAUUAGAAGAAAGACAAAGACUACAGCUUCAAGAAGACCAAGCUCGAGUACGACGUUUAGAGCUAGAGAACAGAGAUCUUGAGUUACAAUUAGAAAGGAGAGAGUUGGAACUUAUUGAAUUUAGGAAUAGGAUCAGGGAUCAGAGUUAA